Molecule: messenger RNA, 1053 nt
Organism: Parnassius mnemosyne (clouded apollo)
Lineage: Eukaryota; Metazoa; Arthropoda; Insecta; Lepidoptera; Papilionidae
Source: the annotation of a GenBank genome assembly
AUGCAAGCCUUUUUGAAGACAGGAAAGUUAUCAGUUACCGACAAGCCAUCUACUUCUGGCACAAAAACAACUAAAAAGAAACCACCGGCACCAUGGGUUGAAAAAUACCGACCGAAAACAAUUGAUGAUAUUGUUGAUCAGGGUGAAGUUGUGCAAGUUUUGAGAGAAUGCUUGUCGGGAGGAGAUUUACCACAUUUAUUAUUCUAUGGGCCACCAGGAACUGGUAAAACAAGUGCCAUUCUUGCUGCUGCGAGACAACUCUUUGGAGAUAUAACACGCGAUCGGGUGCUUGAACUUAAUGCUUCUGAUGAACGUGGGAUACAAGUAAUUAGAGACAAAGUCAAGUCAUUUGCUCAACUUACUGUGAGCAACACAAGGCCAGAUGGCAGACCAUGUCCUCCAUACAAGUUAGUUAUCCUGGAUGAAGCAGAUUCUAUGACGACAGCUGCGCAGGCGGCGCUUCGGCGUACAAUGGAACGAGAAACUCGCACUACACGGUUUUGCCUUAUCUGCAACUAUGUGUCUAGAAUCAUACCACCAAUUACAAGCAGAUGUUCCAAAUUUAGAUUUAAACCGCUUGCAAAAGAAAAUGUAAUUAAAAGGCUACAAGAAGUUUGUGUAGCUGAAGGAGUGGAUGUUGGAGAUGGUGAAGUAUUACAUCAAGCAGUCCAUACUUGCGAUGGAGAUUUGCGACGCGCGCUCACUGCUCUACAGUGUUGUCAGCGCUUAUUAGGCAAAGUCACAGCCGAUGGACUAAUAGAGGUGACAGGUUUGGUUCCAGAGAAACUGGUUGACGAAUAUUUGAAGGUUAAGAACUAUAAUGAAUUAGAACAGUUUGUUGCAAAAUUCUUAAUGGACGCGUACUCAGCUUCGCAACUUCUGGAGCAACUGAGCGCGACAGUAGUCAAUGCGGGGCAUUUGACCAACAAGCAGAAAUGCGACAUCAGUGAGAAAGUUGCUGUUUGCUCUCAUCGGCUGCUCGACGGCGGUUCUGAGUUCAUGCAACUUACUGAUCUAGGGUGUACGAUAAUUAUGGCCAAUAACAACCCUUGA